UAUAUAUUUCAGUAUGAUUAAUAAUGAAAAGACAGAAAUCAAAAUAGAGAGAAGGUACCUGAUCAUAUGAAUAAAGUUAAAUGCCAUCUGCUUAACCAAAGAAAGUUUUGGUGAAGAAACCAAUAACAAAUGUUGAAAGAUAGGAAAAAACAUCAGAAUAAUCAAUUAAGGAUUUAGAGAUUUUAGAUGAUCGUCUUAAAUAAAAGCAAUAAGAAUAUGAAGAAGCAAAAGCUAGGAUACUUAAAAACUAAACGUUAAUAAGAAACUAGUAAAAAUAUAAUUUAGAAUUUCCUGAAUUGCCAAAAUGAGGUAAUAAAUUUAAAAUACAC
Molecule: messenger RNA, 329 nt
Organism: Paramecium sonneborni
Lineage: Eukaryota; Ciliophora; Oligohymenophorea; Peniculida; Parameciidae
Source: the annotation of a GenBank genome assembly